Molecule: messenger RNA, 1179 nt
Organism: Cuscuta campestris
Lineage: Eukaryota; Viridiplantae; Streptophyta; Magnoliopsida; Solanales; Convolvulaceae
Source: the annotation of a GenBank genome assembly
CGAGAUUGUACUUUGUUUUUGGGAAAAAAAGGAAAAGCAAACUUGAACUUCAUUGCCGGAGGCAGGAAUAUUUCGUUGAUGCUCUUCUCUGUGAAUACCGAUAAUCACUUUCCCGGACUCGGAGACCAUCUGCUUUUCCGCCGGCGUGGAUCACAAGAGCCCAUAAGAGCACAAGUCCACUCCCCGCCAUCGUCUACGCUGUAAUGAAAUACGAAUGGGUAAUAUAUUCGUGAAGAAACCUAAGGUCACAGAGGUUGAUAAAGCAAUCCUUUCUCUGAAGACCCAGAGGCGCAAGCUUGCUCAGUAUCAGCGGCAGCUGGAGAAUGUUAUUGACGCCGAAAAACAAGCUGCAAAGGACUUACUCCGUGAAAAGAAAAAGGAUAGGGCUCUAUUAGCACUGAAAAAGAAGAAGGCGCAAGAGGAAUUACUGAAGCAAGUUGAUGCUUGGCUGAUAAAUGUUGAGCAACAAUUGGCAGAUAUUGAGUUAACUAGCAAGCAAAAAGCUGUGUUUGAGAGCCUGAAAACAGGCAAUAAUGCAAUUAAAGCAAUACAAAGUGAGAUUAAUCUUGAAGAUGUCCAAAAACUAAUGGAUGAUACUGCAGAGGCUAAAGCUUAUCAAGAUGAAAUCAGUGCAAUCUUGGGGGAGAAGCUAUCAGCUGAAGAUGAAGAGGAAAUUCUAUUAGAGUUCGAGAAUCUAGAAUCUCAGAUGAUUGAUCAAGAACUGCCCAAUGUUCCUGCUUCAUUACCAUCUGAGGUGAAAGAAGAGAAAUUGGAUCUCCCUGAUGUACCAAAGAAAGCGCCAGUCAUUUCUGAGUCAGAUGAUGCAUUAACUGCAGUUCCCGUGAAGAAGAAAGUUCUGGAGGAACCGUUGCCUGCUUGAUGUGAACCAGUCUCACAGGCAUUCUUCUUGAAGCAACCACACCUGCUAAAAUGCGUAUUGUAUUUCAUUGGUGUGCUUUAGUAUAAUCAUUUUAGCAUAAGCGGAUGGAUUCCUUUAUCAGAUUUGUACAGCAGAAUUUGCACUCUUUGUCUGCACCCAUGACUGAUUGAAAAAUACAAUUGUAUACUUGUGUGUAAAACCAAUUCUUUGUUUUAUCGUCAAACUCGAAUACUACCUCUCUCCCAAAUAAUUUUUUUGUGUUCGACUUUCCCGUUGUUUAAGAAAAUUGUUGAAAAGGG